Molecule: messenger RNA, 417 nt
Organism: Peronospora matthiolae
Lineage: Eukaryota; Oomycota; Peronosporomycetes; Peronosporales; Peronosporaceae
Source: the annotation of a GenBank genome assembly
AUGCAUGCAAGUCUGCGCGAAAGCCUUGAGGGUGCUACUCUAGGUACUACGCAAAGUAUCUUCUGCCACGUUGGGAACGCAACUUUGCUACGAGUCACGGUGGCAAAUGAUAAAAUCCAGGCCGCGCGACGUCGCAACCGAAUUGAAUCCAAUGUACAACGGGCUCAACUCGCCACUGCAGUUGAGACGACGACGACGACGACGGAGAACGAUGAUGAUGAUGAUGAUAGUGAUUGCGCUCCACUUCCCAAUCGGCAGCCAGCUCCAACCACGAACAGAGACGAGAACCUCCGGGGAGGCCAGGAAACUGGCCCGCUUGCCUUCGGCAAGAAGUCCCUCAUUCUUUGGCCAAGUGGCUCAGUACUUCCCAAGCCGCUUGGCGAACUUCUUGCUGCCGGCAAUGGCAGCCAACUAUGA